AGUGUACCAGCUAUUACAGUCAGAUUAGAGGUUCCGAUUUUUAUCAACAAUCUUGGCAAAUCUUUUAGGUUAUACAUUUAAAAUUACUUGUUUGUAUUUCACUUUUACUUUGAGAACUGUGCAUACCUACUACUAUGGCAGAAAAUAUUGAUUUCACUAAUCUUAACAAAAUUAUAGUCAAUACUGGAAAUUUAUUAUCCAUUAAUGAUAUUACAAAAAAACCUAAUCAGAAUACUUCAGAAGAGCUGGUGGAAGCCAUAAACUUUACCUUGAAGGAGUUUGGUAGUAAUGGUAGCUUACAGUUACAACCUGAUCAACAAGUUGUAAUAAGCAGACCACAGGACAACCUUAAAAUAAGUGAGCAUGAACUGUCAGAUUUAAAAAUUGGUUUCAAGGUUUUCUUGAAUACCGAUGAUCAAGUAUUACUUACUGAAGCUAUUGAAAAAGCGCUAUCAUUAUUGAAAGUUAAUGCGAUUAACGACGUUAUCGUAACUUUUAAACAAAAACCUUCCGAAGAUAAAAAAGAUGAUUUAAAUAUAAUUCAGAGUGCUUGGAAAGUGUUAGAAGAUUUGAUAGAAACACAGCAAGUUAAACAAAUAGGAAUUGCCGACGUUGAAGAAAAUACUUUCACAAAGUUAUACCAGUGGGCUAAAGUCAAACCCAGUAUUAUCCAAAUCAACUUAGCAACUUGUUGUGUUGUACCGCCGUCACUGCAGACGUUUUGCAAAGAACAUGAUAUCAAACUGUUAACACACAGUGAUGCAGUUGAUAUUCUACCUGCACAGUCCAUCCAAAGUAUAUUUGACAAACCAUUGGUGCUUCAAUGGGCCUUAAGGUUUUUGAUACACGUGAAAUGUAGGGGUGUUCUUACCACCAAGGGAUAUCUACUGAAGUUUCUUGAUCAAUAAUUACUAAAAAUUUUAAUGCUUCAGAAAAUUUAAAACUUUUGUGAUAAAAAAUGUAUUAUAUAUUUAUAGUUGUGAAUAUAUAGCUAUUGAGAUGAUAACGGUUACAUACAAAACACCAUUUAAGCAUUAAAUAUGUUCAUUACUUCU
This is a messenger RNA of Diabrotica balteata, 1055 nucleotides long. The record is from the annotation of a GenBank genome assembly. Lineage: Eukaryota; Metazoa; Arthropoda; Insecta; Coleoptera; Chrysomelidae.